Molecule: messenger RNA, 4554 nt
Organism: Archocentrus centrarchus (flier cichlid)
Lineage: Eukaryota; Metazoa; Chordata; Actinopteri; Cichliformes; Cichlidae
Exons: 2
Coding region: 2249-4009 (586 amino acids)
Source: RefSeq, a predicted model, not a curated record
CAUGAGAGCCAGACCAAAGCUCAGAGAUUCACUCCGAGUUCCUGCUCGCCUCCAUUUCAUCGUUACACCACCUCCCAGAUGCGUCCUUACCUAUGCCUGAGAAGUGAUGAGUUAAUCGAGCCACCACUGUCCAUUCUAUCCAUGUAAGCUGUAACUGAGUCCUGAUGUUCAUGUGUUCAUUGUUAGUUUUCAUGAGCUUUGUGAACAUGUACAGCAGGUUAGUUAAAUUUACUGGACAGUUUGAAGCAGGAGAAUUACACAGAAUAAAACCUCACAGUUUUCAUAAAUGCUAACCUGGCUGGCAGUUAGCUGUUUAACUAUUGACAAUUUCCCAAUAGCCACAUUAGCCUUCUGUUGCAAUUAACACAGCAGUUAGCAGACUGCAGUUAGAUAAAGAUGGAUAAUUACUGCAGGCUGAAUAGGUUGUGACACAGCAGGUCACAGACACAUGUAGAACCAGGUGUGUUCCUGGCUGUGCAGAGCAGCGGGGGAAGUGUAGCUGAACUGAGCAGAGUCCAGAGUGUGGAGAACCAAUCUGAGCAAACAAAGAGUGAAAUCAGCCACAGAAUCAGGCCUGAAAACCAGAGGACGUGAAGAGCCGCAGACUGAGGCGGAGCAGUGUGGAUGAGAGACAGGCUGCAGGCAGACGUGGACCAGAUCAUUAACUUUAACUUUUCUUAUUUUGUUGUAGCUAGCUGUGAGCUCAGUUUGUAAAUGCACUCAGUGAGUGGUUCAGUCUGUUUCACAGCAAGCACUAUUUUUAUACCUCCUUUUUUUUAGCAUAAAUAAUACCACAUUUUAUCCAAAGGUCAUUUGUAACUUUCCCAUAAUGCUCUUCUUAUGCAAUAAUUCAGUCAUUUAGUUGUGUGAGGUAUUGUUGUUUGUUGUACUCUGUUUAUUAGUAGGUUCUAAAAUAUAUUUUACCUUCACAGUCUGAAAUGAAAUUAUCUAAAUAAUCUGUGGAAAUGGCCCUAUAGCCGUUUCUAGAUUGAUGGGCAGCAACAGUUAACUUCUCUAGGAUGAUGCUGAUGUCUUUCCUUCUCUCCUUCUGUUAACACACAUGCCCCAGACCUGCAAAUUGCCCAAAUCUCUGCUUUUAUAAAGGUUUCACUCUCACCGAAGAUCAGUUAAUCAAGUGCAUUUGAUUAGCAGUGUCAUAUAAUACUGUGUAGCAGGCAGGAUGGGAGCCCAGUGCAGGACUCACGAGACAGGACUGACCUCAAAUACUCAGCUUUAUUCUGCUGGUAAACUCAGGGAAAACAUGGAGUGUAUAUACGGGGCUUUCAGGAGCCAUAAUAUACAAACUAAUGGACGAAAUUCAGAAAUGUGGGACAGAGGAGCACCGUACUGUUAGCUAUGAUAUCCAAGAUGGCGCCUGUGUUUGGCCUUGCCGGCGGUCGAUCAGCUGUUGCUUUUGUUUUUAUUUUAAUGUUGAUGGAGCCUCGGUGGACGUAGGUGGAGGAAGAGGGGAUGUAGAGCCGGAGUCUAGGUGAGACUGCGGUUGUUCUGGAAGCGGGGAAUUGCUGGAAAAUAUCGACCCUCCUUUAUGUUCAGCCUGACAUCUCCUGGUGCCUGGAGUUACGAUUCUUUUCCACUUCUGAACUAAACGCGGGAGGACGUAUUGUCUUCGCCAAGUUUUUCCGGACUGUCCUGCGGCUGUGGUAGCCUCUCCGGUGGUUAGUGAACUUUAUAGGCACAGUGGAUCAACUUGUCCUGGGCUUGUCCUGCGCUCCUUACCCCGGCUGUCUUCAGUAGGGUCUCCAGCUUCAACUCCUCUCAGGAUGGCGCUCAUGAAUGUGCGCUCCGUUUCAAAUAAGUCUUUUAUUUUGAAUGACUAUAUUCUGUCCAAGGAUUUGGAUUUCCUGUUUCUGACUGAAACCUGGCAGAGGGAGAUGGAUCACACUCCGCUUAUAGAACUGUGUCCUACUAAAUACAGAUUCUUCAGCUCCCCUCGCUCCUCAGGACGCGGUGGAGGACUGGCUGCAGUUUUUAAGAGCAGCUUUAUGUGCCGUGGGGUGAGCUCGGAAACUUUUUCAUCUUUUGAGUCGCAGAUCUUAAAGGUUGGAAGAGAUAAUUAAUUUUAUUAUGUUUUAAUCUACCGUCCACCUGGCCCAGGGACAUCCUUCUUGAAGGAAUUUAGUGAUUUUUGUCCUCCACAUUGAAACUAGCAAGACUCCUUAUUAUUGGAGAUUUUAACUUUCACGUUGAUGAUACUGCAGAUAAAUAUGCUGAAAAAUUUAUCAAUCUGAUGGAAUCUUUUAAUCUGUCCCAACAUGUGUCUUGCCCUACACAUAACAAAGGACAUGUUUUAGAUCUUGUUUUUAGUCUUGGUUUUAAUAUUGAUUCUCUUUAUUCUGAGGAUAUUUUUAUCUCUGAUCAUGUUUGUGUUCUUUUUAAUUUGUCUCUUAAUUUUGAUUAUCUAUCUGUGCCUCAUGUGUUUUGUUCACGCAUUUUCAAUCACCUUUCUGCAGAUAAAUUUACUGCUGCUUUUAAUCAUGAGGAGGUUUCUACUUCAAAUGAUGUAAAUCUUUUAGUAGACUCUUUUAACCAUCAGUGUCUCUCUAUUUUAGAUAGAAUAGCUCCUUUUAAAAUGAGGAAGGCUACGUUUAACAGAUCCUCCCCUUGGAUGGACGACAGUAUUCGCUUUUUGAAACGUAGCUGUUGGAAAGUGGAGCGUCUAUGGAAAUCAACAAAGCUCCAAGUCCACCUAAUUCACUUAAAGGAACUUAUAUUUUCUUUUAAUAACAUGGUGAAAGAUGCAAGAGCUGCUUAUUUCUCUCGGCUGAUUUCUAACAGUAGACGAAAUCCAAAAACGCUAUUUGACACAAUCAAACAGAUUGUUACACCUGCUUCUCCUACUUCACCCAUUCAGUCUAAUGAAGACUGUGAAAACUUUUUAUCCUUUUUUAUUGGUAAAGUUAACAAUAUUAGAGCAAACAUAAAUCCCUCUGUAUCUUCUUCUGCCUUACUUCCCACUCGGCCUUCAAUCUUCAAACUUUUCACCAAUAUCAUUAAAAGACCUCCUAGUGUGGUUGAUAGCAUGAAACCCUCCUCUAGCUCCAUUGAUGUUUUACCGACAUUUUUAUUUAAGAAAAUUUUUUGCACCAUUGGGCCAUGUGUGUUAACAAUAAUUAACAGGUCACUGGUUACUGGCUCUGUCCCCCGAUAUUUUAAACAAGCUGUUAUUCAUCCCCUAUUGAAAAAACCUGAUGCUGAUCCUUCACUUCCUCAAAAUUUUAGACCAAUUUCAAAGCUUUCUUUUGUAUCAAAAGUCUUAGAAAAAGUUGUGUUCAAACAGCUAAAUGUUAUGUUAGCUAAAUAUAACAUACUCGAUAAGUUUCAGUCUGGAUUUCGUAACCUGCACUCCACUGAAACUGCUCUCCUAAGAGUCUCUAACGAUAUUCUAAUGAAAAGGGAUGCAGGUGAAUACUCUGUUCUUGUACUCCUGGACUUAUCGGCAGCAUUUGACACAGUAGAUCACAACAUUUUAAUUGACAGGUUAAGGACAUGGGUGGGCAUCUCUGGAUCAGCCUUAGAUUGGUUCCGCUCUUACCUCUCAGACAGAAGCUUCUCAGUGGCUGCUGAUAGUUUUACAUCCUCAUCUGCUGCUUUGUCCUGUGGUGUGCCCCAAGGCUCUGUGUUGGGUCCUAUCUUGUUCACUUUGUAUUUACUACCUCUCAGAGGCAUUUUGGGCACAUUUAAAGAGGUCUCAUAUCAUUGUUACGCUGAUGAUAUUCAGCUGUAUAUCUCCUUUUCUCCACAGAAUGUUAAAAAACUAUCUAUUCUUCAGAACUGUGUUGAGGCUGUAAGGAACUGGAUGGCUGCUAACUACCUUUCACUUAAUGCCGGGAAAACUGAAGUUCUUGUCUGUGCACCCGAUAGCUUUGUUCCCACUGUGAUAAACAAUCUUGGUUUUUUAUCAUCAAUGUUUCAGUCAAAUGUCAGAAACCUAGGAGUUACAUUUGACCAAGCUCUUAGCUUUGAGAAACAUGUUAAUAGCCUUGUGUGAUUCUGCUUUUUCCAUUUGCGAAAUGUUGCCCGCCUCAGUCGAAUGGUGUCCAAGCCGGAAUUGGAAAUUAUUGUUCAUGCUUUUGUCUCCUCUCGGUUGGACUACUGUAAUUCUUUAUACAUUGGUCUCAGCAAAUCGUCUUUGGAUCACCUCCAGUUGGUCCAAAAUGCUGCUGCCAGGCUACUUAAAGGAUCCCCUAAGUGGUCUCAUGUGACACCUAUCUUGUCAUCUCUGCACUGGCUUCCCAUAAAGUUCAGAUCCCAGUUUAAGAUCUUGGUGAUCACUUUCAGAGCUCUGCAUGGUCAAAUGCCUGAAUACAUUAGUGAGCUCUUACAUAACGCACAGACUGCUGAGGUCUUCUGACCAAAAUCUGUUGGUGGUUCCUCGCUCUAAGCUAAAAACUAAGGGAGACUGUGCUUUCGAGGUUGCAGCUCCUAAAUUGUGGAAUGCACUACCAUCACACCUGAGAUCUGUGGACUCUAUUGAAUCAUUUAAAGAACAGCUCAAGACUCAUUUGUACAGGCUUGCUUCUAACUAGUGGUUUG